Molecule: messenger RNA, 5244 nt
Organism: Rhodotorula graminis WP1
Lineage: Eukaryota; Fungi; Basidiomycota; Microbotryomycetes; Sporidiobolales; Sporidiobolaceae
Exons: 11
Biological process (GO): ribosome-associated ubiquitin-dependent protein catabolic process; rescue of stalled cytosolic ribosome
Cellular component (GO): cytosol; RQC complex
Molecular function (GO): ubiquitin protein ligase activity; ribosomal large subunit binding
Source: RefSeq, a predicted model, not a curated record
AUGGCUCCCAAGGGCAAGUCGAGCACGUCCAAGGCGACGCAGAAGAAGCACGCGGCCAAGGCGGCCAAACGCGCCCACAAGCACGGCGACGGCGACGACGACGACGAGGCCGGCCCGGCGACGCCAGCGGCCAAGCAGCAGCCGCCGCAGCGUGGUCAGAAGAAGCUCAAGAAGAAGGACCGCCUCGCCCGCCCCAAGCAGUACAUCGCGCCCGUCAAGCCCAAGGGCGAGGCCGACCCGGUCGACGUCUACCUCGUCCAGCGCGGCAAGCAGGUCGACCCGGCCCUGCUCGUCACCCUGAGGAGCCUCCAGAAGCGCGACGAGGUGACGCUCGCAAAGGCGGCCGAGGCGUUCGACGCCUGGAUCCGCGACACCCUGCGCGAGGACCAGGACGAGCAGGGCGAGGAGUGGGAGCGAGAGCUCAAGCAGGAGGGGGUCGUCGACGCCAUGAACGUCUGGGCGCACCACUUUCCUCGACUCGCCCUCCACCCGUCUCGCCGCCUCCGCCUCCAAGUGCACGCCCUGCACUCCCUCCUCACCUCGACCUCGCACCCGCUCUUGCGCGAGACGCGCUCGGCCCUCCUCGCGCCCCAGUGGACCGACCGGAGCGACUACGUCGGCGCGUGGUGCACGGCCGCCCACGACUCGGACCGCACCGUGCGGCGAGAGGCCAAGGGCAGCUGGAACGCGGUGCAGCGGGUCGAGACGGUGGGUCAGGUGGACGAGGGCGAGAGCGGGGAGGGCCAGCCCGAGGGCAUCAGCCUCGUCGAGCACGCCGACGACAUCGCCUCGUUCUGCUUCUCCGUCAUCCUCGGCCCGGCCGAGUCGUCGGCGCAGAGCGGCACCUCGACGCCGCUCGGCGGCUCGCCUGCUCCCGCCGCCGCCGCCGCCGAGCAGGAGGACCCGGCCUUCCUCCGCACCUCGGCCCUCCUCGCCCUCGCCUCCCUCGUCGCCUCUCUCCCCUCUCCUCUCCCGCUCUCGCGCGACACGCUCGACACGCUCACGAGCGACGACAUGUUCGACCUCGUCGUGCGCGCCGAGCCGGGCUUGCGGCAGCGCGAGCAGCCCCAGAUGGUCCGCCGCGCCGUGUACGAGCUGCUCGGCGCCUUCGUCGGCCGCCCCGAGGAGCUCCUCGCCGACACGGCGCCUUCGGCGUCGGCGAACGAGGACGACGGCGAGGGCGAGGACGAGGAGAGCGGCAAGGUCGCCCAGGUCGCCGCGAGAGUGCUCGGGAACUGCUGGAGCGAGCCCGAGGGUUGGCCCGGCAUCGUUGGCUUCCUGCGUCGUUAUCCUCACGCCUGGACCCUCGCCGACCGCGUCCUUUCCGACGACGACGACGACGAGAGCGUCAAGGACGGCGAGCAAGACGUCGACGCCGCCUUCAAGGCCUCGCCGACGAUCCGCCUCUUCCUCCAGCACCUCACCCUCGGCUGCUCCUCCCACCCGACCCAGCUCUACCCGACCAUCCUCCUCCUCCUCUCCACCCUUCCCUCUCCCUUCUCUCCACCACUCCCGCCAGCGUCUUUUCCCCUCCUGUUCGAGUCGUUCUGGGCCGCGCACUCGUCCCGCGCGCUCUCGAUCGGUGGCCGCCUCGCCCUCGACUCGUUUGCCUCGGCCCUCCUCGAGUGCCUCGUCUUCUCCCUCCCCUCGACGGCCGACCCCGCCUUCGCCGCCGAGCAGGCCCGCACCUGGAUCGGCGAGCGCACGUGGCGCGCGUUCCUCGCUCGCGGCGACGACGUCGAGAAGCCGCUCGCCUCGCGCCGGGUCGCGAGCGACUUUGCGAUCGCGCUCUCGCGGUUGGCGGCGAGGGAGGACACGUCGGCGUUCGACGCGGUGUGGGAGGCGGUGAGCGGCGAGGCGCUCGAGGCGGUCGCGGCGCACGAGGGCGCAGCGCUCGAGCCGCUCGGCAAGGCGCUCCGGGCGUUCGUGCGGGCCAAGGAGGAGGCGGUCAGGGGCAAGGCGGGCGAGCUCGCGGCUUCGUGCGUGCAGAAGGCGCUCGAGGGCGUGAGACAGGGCGACGAGGCCAGGGAGGAGCGGUUACGGUUCGUCGUCGACGUCGCCGAGGUCGUCAAGGGCGAUGCCCAGGUCGCACAGCUUCUCGACGAGUUCGCGCUCUCGCACCUCCCUUCCCUCCUCGCCAUCUCGCGGGCCGCCCUGUCCCUCUUCGGCGCCCACCUCCACUCUGCCUCGCCCUCGUCCCGCGCCUCGAUCUGGCAGUCGCUCUUUACGACGUCGCCCUCGUCGUUCGUCCUCCUUCGCCUCGUCGACGCCGUCGCCUCGGCUGGCCUUGCCACCGAGCUACCUUCGGCCGAGCAGGACGAGCGCCUCACCGUCCUCGCCGCUACGGUGCUCGCGCCCGAAGCGCAGUACGCCUCGGACGAGCUCGAGCUCCUUCGGCGCGUCAUGGUGCAGCCGCAGCCCCUCGCGAGCGACGCCCUCCCCGUCACGCUCCUCGGCCUCGCCGCAGACGCGCUCGUCGGGCCGGUCAACGCCGCCCUCUCGACCUCGUCGGCGUCGCCUGCGACCCUCGACGCCGUCGUUGCGCCGGCUGCGCUCCUCGCGCACUACGUGCAGGUCCCGAGCAGCGCUCGGGCCGCCCUCGAGAGCGAGGGCACGGCCGUCGCGCUGUUCGAGCUCGGCCACCUCGUGCCCCUCGCCGUUGACGUGCCGGGCGAGGCCGUCGCCGCGGCCCAGCAGGCGUGGGCGAGCAUUGUCGCUGCGGCGGGCGACGAGGCGGUCGAGCUCGCGAUGAGCGGGCUCAAAGCGCGCACGGCCGACGCGACUUGCCGAGCCUCGGCCAUCGAGGUCGUACAUGCGGCGGCGUCGCUACUCGAGACGCAGCCGAGCUCGCGCCUCGAGCUCGCCGACGUCCUGCCCCUCCAGAACGACCUCGAGGCGCUCUACGCCGGCGUGCAGUUCGUCGGGCCUGCCUCGUCCAUCUCGAUCCUCGACCCUCUCGUUCCUCCCGUCGAGCCGUCGCACCCGCCUUCCCCUACCUCCACGUUCGACGCGUCGUCCCUUUCGCCCUACGCACGCACCCUCCUCGCCCUCCUCGAGGUCUCGGCGCGCGACCACGCCCUCCUGCGUCGCUCGCUGUGGGCGCUCCCGCACCUCCUCCUCCUCGCCUCGGCCGCCUCGGACGAGCUCGCCUACCCGUCGCCGCCGUCUCGCUCGGCAGGGCUCUUUGGCCCUGACGCGCCGCAAGAGGUCCUCGAGCGCGUUCGGGCCGCCGCCGAGGGCGCGAGCAGCUACCUCCUGUCGUCGGCCGCCAACGCCUUGCCCGACGCGUGGCACGCCGCCGCCGUGCAGCACCUGCGCACGCGCGACCUCCCGCCGCCGCCCGAAAGCGGCGGUCCGCUCCUCGCCGUCCUCGACAGCCUGUGGCGCAUCGCCAAACGCGCGCCGGCGGACGAGGACGCCAAGGCGCUGUACGCGACGAGGGCCAUCUGCAGCGUGCUGAGCGCAUGCCUGCGGUACACCGAGGACGAGGGCGUGCAAGAUGCGGAGCGGUGGCUCGCGCUCGCCCAAAACUUGACGUCGGCACCCGACCUGUCGAGCGCCAUCCUGUACGCGAUCAAGCCCGUCCUCCUCGAGACGCCUCGGUUCGAGCGGUACCAGAACGAGCUCGCCGCCGCCCUCGCCGGCAUCAAGCCGCACGAGAUCGAGAACAAGGCGGCGCCGACCCUUCGCCAGCUCCUCGCCGUCGCGCCUGCACUCGACGCGCCGGUUAUCUUCCUGCCGCAGCAGCGCUCGGUCUUCCUGCUCCAGUCGAUCGGCCGGUGGCUCGGCAGCGACGAGCGCGUCCCGACCGAGGCGCAAGCGUCGCUCGUCGAGGUCCUCGCGCACCUCGCGCCCAUCGUGCAGGACCUGAGCGGCAGCCACUGGGACCUCAUGUUCGACCUGGUCGAGGGCAACCUCGACGCCGCCGACUGGGAAGAGCCCAUCACGCUCCCGGCCGUCUUUGCGUCGUGUCGGCUGCUCUCGACGAUCAAGGACCUCGCGGCGUCGAACGGCGAGCUGCGGCAGGCCGUCAAGGGGCGCAUCAAGUCGACGCAGGAGCUCGUCCUGAGCCUCUUCAUCUCUCGUCCUCCUUCGACAAAGCGCGACCAGCCCCGACUGCUGGUCAUCGAGGCGAUGGCGCAGCUCGUCAAGGACAUCCCGCCCAAGCAGCUCACCAUGGGCAAGUCGUUCGAGCAGCUCCUGCGCCUCCUGCAAGAUCCUGCAUGGUCCGUCCAGUUGUCGUCGUACGACCUUUUGCGCCGCGUCGUCCUCCAGCACGUGUCGGACCUCGUCGUCGAGACCGAGCUCGAGAGCGCCGAGGAGAUGGAGAUCAAGCUCCCGGCGUCGCUCGUCGAGCUCAUCGAGAUGCCGUUGGCGAACGAGGCGGACGAGGACCGCACGACGGCGUACCUCCUCGCCUGGAUGACGGCGUUCUCGUUCUUCGAGUCGGCGUCGCCGCGCCUGCGCACGGCCUACAUCGAGCAGUUGCGGGACUCGGGCCUCGUCGUCGACUCGCUCCUGCCGUCGCUCUUCGGCCUGCUCAACUUGAGCGACCGAGGACGGACGUUCGACCUGUCGCCCUGGUCCAUCGACGACUUUCACCUCGAGCUUUUCGAGUCGACCGCCGUCGAGAGCCUGCCCGUUCUCGCGGCCCACGUCUACUACCGCACGCUGCAGGCGGUCCCGUCGAUCGUGCGCUCGUACUGGACGUCGCUGCAGAACCUCGGCCUGUCGCGCGCCGUGCACGCCUACACGUCCAAGCACUUCUCGCCGCUCCUCAUCUCGGACGAGCUGUCGGCGCUGCGCGACCCGUCGUCGUCGAUCGGGCAGCAGCUGCGCGACAACGACGAUUUCACGGUCAAGGUCGCCGCCAACGCGAGCGAGGUCAAGGUCGUCUUUGUCGUCGACGAGGAGAGCAUGGAGAUUGGCAUCAAGGUCCCGAACGAGUUCCCGCUCGCGGCGGUCGAGGUGCGCGAAGUCCGCAAGGUCGGCGUCACCGACAAGCAGUGGCGCGCGUGGCUCCUUGCCAUGCAGCAGGUCAUCACGUCGCAGUCUGCCGCCAUCGCCGACGCCAUCCUCCUGUUCAAGCGCAACGUGACGCUCAAAUUUAGUGGUUCACGACGAGUCAUGGCUCGACUUGCCCGCUGUGCCGGCAGCUGUUCUAGACGAGGAGGAGGAGCGAGUCGAAGCAGGAGGGAGGGGGAGCGUACAGGAAAAGGUGCAACAGCCGUGUCUCUUGCUCUC